Molecule: messenger RNA, 2337 nt
Organism: Oppiella nova
Lineage: Eukaryota; Metazoa; Arthropoda; Arachnida; Sarcoptiformes; Oppiidae
Source: the annotation of a GenBank genome assembly
AUGAUCCGCUUUGGUUGGAACACCACAUCACCCAAACUGACCGCAUGUAUAGCCGAGACUGCCUUCACAUGGAUUCCCGCGAUAUUCCUCGCGAUAUGUCUUCCGGCCNUAGCCGAGACUGCCUUCACAUGGAUUCCCGCGAUAUUCCUCGCGAUAUGUCUUCCGGCCGUAAUCACAGACAUUAUCCGUUGCCGAAAGCCAUCCAUUCCAUGGAAUGCCUACAAUAUAUCCCGAUUAACAUUAGCCCUCGCAUUAGCUAUAGUGACAAUUGUGGACUUCAUACUCUGUUUAUUACGAGAGUUUCAGUUUGAUGACAAACCUACCCCGGCAUACCUACUAUCUACCGGCAUAUACUCGAUCGCAAGCCUACUAUUAUGUGUAGUUUUGUUUAGCCACCGGUUGUCUGGCAUACACUGCAGUGGAAUCGUGUGGUUCUACCUAUUGAUGGACUCGGUCUUCAAGACCCUAUCGGUGGCCAUCUAUUCAAUGGAUAGGGAUAUCCGACAAACACACGAAUAUUCGCUAUUUUUAGUGCAAUUUUCGUUGACUAUAAUCCUGUUUGUCAUGAACUCAUUCCCGGACUCACAACCAAACCAAUAUUAUAGCGAAAAACUGGGAAACUAUUCAAAGCUAUGCCCUAAAGAGAAGGUGUCGUUCCCGUCGAGGCUGACAUUCUGGUGGAUAACGGGUCUCAUAAUGAAGGGCUGGAAGAAUCCGUUAACCAGUGAUGACUUGUGGGACGUGCGCCGGGAAGACAGCUGUAAGACUGUGUACUCGGAAUUCAAUACCAUAUGGAAAGGGAGUAAAACACUGGAUAACGAAACGGACGAGAAAGUAGCGCAGGAGUUGGGAGGAACGGGAGAUAUUAAACACAAGGAAAUGAAUGGCAAUACUAAACCCGAUAAUCUGAAACCCGUUCAUAAGAAACGCAAACUAAUGACUGUUAUAUCCAAAGGCUUUUGGUUUUACUUUUUCGGUCCCAGUAUUUUGAAAUUGAUUGCCGAUUGCAUACAACUCUGUAACCCUAUGAUCAUGAAGUAUGCCAUUAGUUAUAAUAAACUAUUGAUUGGUUUCACCACUGACCCUGAUGAGCCUAAUUGGCACGGAUAUAUGUACGCCGUACUACUUAUAUUCACAAACAUUUUCCAGAGUCUUAUCAAUGGAUAUCAGGCACAGCGUAUGUCUGUGUUGGGUAUGAGGAUCAGGACGUGUUUAGUAUCCGCCGUCUAUAGGAAGUCAUUGGUUCUGAGCAAUCACUCCAAGAAAGACACCACUUCUGGAGAGAUAGUCAAUCUCAUGGCUGUUGACUCCCAGAGAUUUGUUGAUAUGUUGCCAUUCAUAAGCUUCAUAUACACGGCGCCGGUACAGAUCGCUAUAUCCUUAUAUCUACUAUACAACGAGUUAGGUGUGGCCACAAUGGGAGGGCUGGUAUUGAUGAUACUCAUGAUUCCCACCAACGGCUGGGUUUCGGCGAAAAUAAGGCAAAUUCAAGCCAAACAAAUGAAACUCAAAGACCAAAGAGUCCGCGGUUUGAAUGAAAUCCUCAGCGGAAUUAAAGUCUUAAAAUUAUACGGAUGGGAGGAGGCGUUCGUGGAGAACAUACAGGCUAUCCGUCAAAAGGAGUUAAACCUGAUUAGGAGGUCCGGAAUGAUUAACUCGAUUACCGUAACACUGGCCACAUGUCUGCCAUUCCUCGUAUCACUCAUUACAUUUGGAUUAUACAUAGCAUUGGAUCCCAAUGGCAAACUGGACGCGCAAAAGGCAUUUGUGUCCAUAUCCCUGUUCAAUCUGUUAAGAAUUCCUCUAACUAUGGUACCCAAUAUGGUUACCAGUUUGAUACUGACAUUAGUUUCCGUCAAACGAUUGGAUAAAUUCCUGAACUUCUCUGAACUCUCGGGUUAUGUGACCCGAAAAACCGAUCAGAAAGAGGUGGUAAAGAUAGAGAACGGGUCGUUCACUUGGGAUUCAGUAGAGGAGGUGCAGUCGGGACUGAAGCCAACCCUCGAGAAGAUAAAUAUGCGAGUAAUGAAAGGCAAGUUCGUGGCAGUCGUCGGGAAUGUGGGCUCCGGUAAGAGUUCACUUCUGUCGGCCCUAUUGGGAGAUAUGGAGAUAUGCGGCGGGAGUGUAAACAUCAACGGCGACGCACAGGUAGCUUAUGUGCCACAACAGGCGUGGAUACAAAACGCCACUCUAAAAGACAACAUACUGUUUGGAAAGCCGUUUGACUCCCGGAAGUACAGGAAAGUGAUCAAAGCCUGUGCCCUGAAGUCGGAUCUGUUGACUCUCGCGGGCGGAGACGAGACAGAGAUCGGAGAGAAAGGCAUUAAUUUAAGCGGC